Stereum hirsutum FP-91666 SS1 is the source of this 1353-nucleotide messenger RNA. Its product is annotated as DUF21-domain-containing protein. The record is from RefSeq and is a predicted model, not a curated record. Gene Ontology annotation, biological process: magnesium ion homeostasis. The coding region runs from base 1 to 1353 and encodes 450 amino acids. Lineage: Eukaryota; Fungi; Basidiomycota; Agaricomycetes; Russulales; Stereaceae. Gene Ontology annotation, cellular component: intracellular membrane-bounded organelle. The transcript has 13 exons.
AUGCGUCGCUCCCCUCUUAGGUCUCUUCCACUUCUACUGCAUGUAUCACUGGGCCGUGCAGUUCCUUACUUGACUGCAGCUGUAGGAGCUGGAACGGAGAAAGAUGAGCACGGAGAAGCUCCGGGGUCGCCAGAGUUUUGGUGGAAGUUGAUCAUCAGUGUUGCGCUGGUCCUGAUUGGUGGUGUAUUUGCGGGGUUGACUCUUGGUCUUAUGGGCCUUGACGAACUCCAUCUACGUGUACUUUCUACUUCGUCGGAGGAUCUUGUAGAAAAGCGAAACGCGCAAAAGGUGCUGCGGCUCUUGACGAGAGGAAGACAUUGGGUCUUGGUGGUUCUCUUGCUUGGCAAUGUCAUUGUCAAUGAAAGCUUGCCAAUCUUCUUGGAUAGCGCUUUAGGUGGUGGUGUAGCCGCUGUGGUCAUCUCGACCACGCUCAUCGGUCCGUAUCCCCGUCUGGUCAUUCCUCAAGCUGUCAGUGUCCGUUACGGUCUCUCAAUCGGCGCGAAGUGCGCGCCUUUCGUACUCGCCAUGAUGUACAUAUUCUCCCCCAUCGCAUGGCCUACCGCUAAACUGCUCGAUUACAUCCUCGGCGCCUCCGAAGAACACACGUACAAAAAAGCGGAGCUCAAGUCGUUCCUGCAGUUUCACAGGACAGGCGAGGAGCCGCUGAGGGACGACGAGAUCUCUAUUUUGAACGGAGUGUUAGAAUUGAACACGAAGAACGUAGAAGAAAUUAUGACGCCGAUGAAGGAUGUUGUGACGCUUAGUGCGGAUACGAUUUUGGACUCGAAGACUGUUGAGAGUCUCCUCACGUCGGGAUACUCUCGUUUCCCGGUGCACGAGCCCGGUAAACCCCUUGCAUUCGUGGGAUUGCUUUUGAUUAAGAAGCUCCUGUCCUACGACCCCGCGAAAAGUCAAGCCGUCGGGUCGUUCAAGCUCUCGAUUUUGCCAGAGGCCCAACCUUCCAUCAAUUGUUUCCAGGCCUUGGAUUACUUCCAAACCGGCCGUGCCCACCUCCUCCUCAUCAGCGCUACGCCCGGUCAAGCCGGUGGCGCGCUCGGCGUGAUAACCCUCGAGGACAUCAUCGAAGAAAUCAUCUCGGAGGAGAUCGUGGAUGAGACGGAUCGGUACGAGGAUAAUCAGAGCAAGAAGAGGGCGAAAAGGAUGACGACGGCGGCUGUCAUGAGAGGGAUCGUCGAACGCGAACGUCGCGAUACUAGUGUUCCAGGAGACCGCACCCCCCUUCUAGGAGCAGGAGGUGCUGGGGUUGGGUCUCCGAUACCUGAAAAUGAGGUGGCGAACGGGAAUGGACAUGGAACGUAUGGAGCCACCAUCAGUGAGAGUCCGAUGAGCUGA